AUGAAAAGGCAAAACCAAAGCUCUGUCACUGAAUUCAUCCUCUUGGGAUUUUCUAACUACCCUGAGCUGGAAGAGCAGCUCUUUUGGCUUUUCUUGGUUAUUUACCUGGUGACACUGAUGGGAAAUGCUGUCAUUAUAGUUGUCAUCUCCCUGGAAAAAAGCCUCCAUGUCCCCUUGUACCUGUUUCUCCUGAAUUUGUCUGUGUUGGAAGCAGGUUUCAGUGCAACUACUACACCUAAAAUGCUGGUGGUCCUUUCCACUGAAAGAACUACAAUUACUUUUGCAGGCUGUUUUGCACAGAUGUAUUUUAUUAUUUUUUUGGGAGGAACUGAAUGUUUUCUCCUGGGGGCAAUGGCUUAUGACCGAUAUGUGGCAAUCUGCCAUCCACUGAGCUACCCUGUGAUUAUGAAUGAAAGUGUUUUUGUGAGAUUAGUAAUGCUCUCAUGGAUUACGUGGAUUAUGGUGGCUACCGUGCAAACCACAUGGGUAUUUAGUUUCCCAUUUUGUGCCUCCAAUGAAAUUAACCAUCUCUUCUGUGAGACGCCCCCAGUACUAGAGCUUGUAUGUGCAGACAUCUUUUUGUUUGAAAUCUAUGCAUUCACAGGCACCAUUUUGAUUAUCUUGCUUCCUUUCUUAUUGAUAAUCCUGUCUUACAUUCGAAUUCUCUUUGCCAUCCUGAAGAUGCCAUCAACCACCGGGAGGCAAAAGGCCUUUUCCACUUGUGCCUCCCAUCUGACUUCUGUGACCCUCUUCUACGGCACAGCCAUUCUAACUUACUUACAGCCCAAAUCUGGUUAUUCCCCAGAAACCAAGAAACUGAUGUCACUGGCUUACUCACUUCUUACACCUCUGCUAAAUCCACUGAUUUACAGCUUGAGAAACAGUGAGAUGAAAAGAGCUUUGAUGAAAUUAUGGCAAAGAAGAGUGGAUUUGCAUACGUUCUGA
Molecule: messenger RNA, 945 nt
Organism: Sorex araneus (European shrew)
Lineage: Eukaryota; Metazoa; Chordata; Mammalia; Eulipotyphla; Soricidae
Product: olfactory receptor 10A3-like
Exons: 1
Coding region: 1-945 (314 amino acids)
Biological process (GO): G protein-coupled receptor signaling pathway
Cellular component (GO): membrane
Molecular function (GO): olfactory receptor activity; G protein-coupled receptor activity
Source: RefSeq, a predicted model, not a curated record